Messenger RNA from Ceratitis capitata (Mediterranean fruit fly), 8242 nucleotides. RefSeq names its product low-density lipoprotein receptor-related protein 4 (gene Lrp4). Gene Ontology annotation, molecular function: calcium ion binding; protein binding. The record is from RefSeq and is a predicted model, not a curated record. NCBI's taxonomy places the organism in Eukaryota, Metazoa, Arthropoda, Insecta, Diptera, Tephritidae. The coding region runs from base 1618 to 7884 and encodes 2088 amino acids. The transcript has 19 exons.
AAUGCACACACACACACACAUAUAAGCAUAUAUAUUAAUAAACAAAAAGAAAAACAAAUUCCAUUAAAAAGAUAAAAUAAAACAGCACUAAUUCCGUAUAUCAAAGUGUUUUUCGAAAUAUAAAAUAUUAAUUGAACUAAACAAAGAUUGGCUGAAGAAUGCGCAAAGCUGUGUUCGUGCACAAACGGUAUCGUCGCAAACUGUAAAAACGAUGAAACGUGGCUAUAAGAGAAGACGAAAAGUGGUUUCGCCGGUGCAAAAACUCUGCUAAGAGUCGGCAAACCCUUGUCAAAACGCAACUGUAAUACUAAAAUAAAUAAAAGUUUAAAGUUCAAAAAGAACUAGAACAGAAAUAGCAUAAUAAAGGAUAGAAGAAGACGUGACAAAAUUACUAUUGAAUUUCAAGAAAAAAUAUCUAAAUAAAAAUAAAAAUGGAUAUAUAAAAUAAAAUAUGAAAAAUAAAUAAAUAAAUAAAUAAUAAAUAAAUAAAUAAAACUAAGUGUGAAAGAACUCUCAACGCCAGUGAAACAUAAAAAAACUUAAACAAUAUAAGGCGUCAAUUAAUUUUACCGUAACAAAAUGGAAAGUAAAGCGAAUGUAACAGCACACGCGCAAGGCCACAAACCAACUCAUUUCAAAUAAACCUAACGAAAGCUUGUGGGCAGCUAGGACAAGAGCAAACAAGGAAAGCAGCAGCGAGUUAAGUUAACAACGAAGCGCCGAAAAAUUACAAACACUUAAGAAAAUAAGCGCCGAAUCUGCAAAAGACUGCUGAAAGGUUAUACAAAUUGCAAAAAAAAAAAAAACAUUCCAAAAAUAUUAGAAAAAUCUCCACAAAACUUAAACAAAUAAAUCAAAUAUUAAAAAAAAGCAAAGUAAAAUAAAAAUUGUAACAUAAAGUCAGAAUAAAAGCAAAAAUUAUUUCAAAACCAAGCAAACAACGAGACUGAUAGACGAAGCGCAGGCGAUAACGAUAACGAAGUUGCUGCUUACACUUGACAAACCAACUAAGUAACAAAACAACAACAAAAACCAGUCGAAACAAAUACAACCGAGAAAUAAAGCCAACAAAUAAAAUUCCCUUAAACUCCCACGUAUUUGGCUCAACGAAGAGGAUACAUUGACAUACAAACAACUAAGCAAGUGUAGUGUGAAGGCAGAUACAGAAGAAUAAGAAGAAGUAGAAAACGUAGAAGGGAAAUAAGAAGAAGCAGCGGUGAUAAGGAAGAGAACAAAAAAAAAUAUGUUCGGAAAGGAAACGAGAAAUUUACAAUAAUAAAAGCUAAUAAUAGCAAUAACAAUAAUAGCUGCAAGCGCUACACACACACACAUACACGCAGGCAAGCACAUGUACAGCAGUCUUGUUUUAAUAAUACAUACAAAAUAAUAUAUACAAAAGCAUACAAGCAGCUGAGUGCACAAGCUUAAUCAAAUGUAGCUUCGUAUAUCAUAAAAACGAUCGUAUAAAAUAUAUUUGCGAAAGAAAAAAGAAUAAUUAUUACAAAAAUUCUACCGACAAAAUAUCAACAACCAACAAAUAUUCUAACCAAAGAAAGGUCACCGUGUGUAGCAGCAUUUCAGGCGUGGGCACGAGCACAUACAACGACAAAAAAGCGUAUGCUUGAAAUCUACGCGCAUACAUACGCACGCACACACACACGCCAAAACUACAAACAUCACAUUCGUAUCAUGUAUAACACGUUUAUUCUGCUGCUUCAUGUGCAUUUGGCUCUAGGUGGGAAUGACGACACGACAGCGGGUUGGCCAAGCAUAUCUGGCGUUCACAGUGAAGUCAAGCAUGGCUCGGCACGGCAGUUACUGGGCUCCAGUUUUAUGCGCGACAGUAUUGCGCUGCACCAUCAACAGCAGGAACAACGACGUUUUGGCGCUGGCGCAAGCAGUAAGGGUACUGGCGGCAGAGCAGGAGGCGGAGGCAGCGCUAUUAUGGCACUCAAACAAAAGCAAACACAACAGGAUACCCAUCAUCCAUAUCACAUAAGCCACGCCGAUGAUGAUGAUGAAGAUAUGCAUCCAUCUGACUUUCCGCCGCAUGAGCAUCCCGAUGCUGAUUAUUUUGCACAAUAUGCACCUGAACUCUACACGACAGAAUCACAGCAGUCAUCACAUGAAAUACAAAGUAAUAACAAUAAUAACGAGGGCGGCCUUACGGGUGCGGGUGGUACUUUUGGCGAGCUACCCAAACAUCGGGAUGUUGGUGCACGUAGCGGCAUUAGUCGCACAGAUCUUUACGGUGUACGUGAAUCUGGUGAUCGGCGCGGCGAAAUGACCCGCGGUCGUGAGGGUUUCUUGAAUAUGCGUCACCAUAAGGAGAAGGUAUUUCGGCCGCAUGUUAAUAUCGUACACGAUGAAACCCGUCUAAUGAGUCCGAAUGAUGGUUAUGCGCGUAGCUGUCAAACCGUUUGCAGCGGUACGCAAUGGCGUUGUCCCUCCACAUGUACCUGUAUUAAUCAGAGUCAACGAUGUGAUAAGCAAAAUGAUUGUGAUGAUGGGGCCGAUGAGUUUGAUUGUGAGCUCUUGGGUGAUAUGUUGCAUAAAUUGCAAAGGGAUUGUGAACAGACGGGCCGGCAUGUGCUGUGUCCGCGCACAUAUCGUUGCAUCAACAAGGAAUGGCUGUGUGAUGGUGAUGAUGAUUGUGGUGACUAUUCGGACGAGACACAUUGUGGUGCGAAUGUGGCGCGCACCAAUUGUACGGAGGAGGAUCAGUUUGAGUGUCAAAAUGGCUUUUGUAUACCAAAACAGUGGGUUUGUGAUGGUGAAAAUGAUUGCAAGGACUUCUCGGAUGAAACGCAUUGCAAUCGUACAAGUUGCUCCUCCGAACACUUCACUUGCAAUGACGGCUACUGCAUUUCGAUCGCCUUUCGUUGUGAUGGCGAACGUGACUGUAACGACAACUCGGAUGAGUUGAAAUGUCCCGCGGUCUUCAAUCGCUGUCCGGAAGGUGAAUUUAAAUGCCGUGGCAGUCAUGGCGGUCCAAGUGGUCAAUGUAUCCUGAAUAGAUUUCAUUGUGAUGGCGAUAAUGACUGUGGCGAUUGGAGUGAUGAAGAGGAUUGUCCACAAAAGCCAUCCGACUGCACUUCCAGCGAAUUCAAGUGUACGGAUGGUAGUUGCAUACCGAAGCGCUGGAAAUGUGAUAAAGAACAGGACUGCGAGGGAGGUGAAGAUGAACAUGAUUGCGGUAAUAUGAAUGCGAACUCCUCGGCAAAAUGUGGCCCAGAUGAGUUUACAUGUCAAAACGGCCGUUGUAUAUUGAAUACUUGGCUUUGCGACGGCUAUCCGGAUUGUUCGUCAUCCGAGGAUGAGGUCGAGUGUCCUCUACAAUGCGACCCGGGUCAAUUCUUGUGCCCAGCUAAGAAGAAUAUCACUAAUUUGAAAAUCUGCGUGCACCAAAAGCAUGUGUGCGAUGGCCAGAACGACUGUCCGUUGGGUGAGGACGAAGUGAACUGUCCACAUCCACGUACUUGCGGUGAAGAUUCUCGCUGCGAGCAGCUGUGCAUAACCACCGCAAGGGGUCGCGAGGAGUGCGCGUGUAAUUUGGGUUUCUUGAUGCAUGAAAACCGCCGAAACUGCACCGACAUCGACGAAUGCCAAUACAUCACUAGUCCGGUUUGCUCACAAAAAUGCGAUAAUACCUACGGCUCUUUCAGAUGCUCUUGCGAAACCGGUUAUGUGCUACGUCCAGAUCUGCGCACAUGUAAGGCGCUUGGCGGUGCUAUGACCUUAGUUGUCGCUAACCGUUGGGAUAUCCGACGAGUUCAGUUGAGCAACAACCGUUAUUCGGCCGUGGUGAAGGGCUUACACAAUGCUAUUGCACUUGAUUAUCAUUACCGCAAGAGUUAUCUCUUCUGGUCGGACGUCUCCACAGACGUAAUUAAGAUGGUUCACAUGAAUGGCUCACGUGUGCGUGAUGUUAUAAAGUGGGGCUUGGAAUCACCUGGUGGACUGGCAGUCGAUUGGAUACAUGAUCUGCUCUUCUGGACGGAUUCGGGCACACGUCGUGUAGAAGUUUCCAACUUCCUGGGUACACUGCGUGCCGUUAUAGCCUCAAAUGACUUGGACAAGCCACGUGCGAUUGUUAUUCACCCAGGCGAGGCGAUGGUAUUCUGGAGUGAUUGGGGCCCUCGACCUAAAAUCGAACGUGCUUAUAUGGACGGCUCUCAGCGGCAGGUCAUCAUAACGAAUGGUGUCACUUGGCCCAAUGGUCUCACCAUCGACUAUCCCAGCCGCAAGCUGUACUGGGCUGAUGCGAAACAACAUGCGAUUGAAUCCUCAAACUUUGACGGCUCGGAACGUGUGAAGAUAUUGAGCAGUCACCUGCCACAUCCGUUUGCAUUAACUAUAUUCGAGGAUACCAUGUACUGGACGGACUGGAAUACAAAGACCGUUUCGGCGGCGAAUAAAAUCACCGGCAAGGGUUUCCGUGCGGUGCAUGAAAAUUUCCACUUCCCAAUGGACAUACAUGCUUACCAUCCUGCACGUCAGCCCGACUACCCGGACCGUUGUCAGAAGGACAGACGUGGCCUUCGCGGUGGUUGCUCGCACUUGUGCUUGCCGAAUAAGUUGUCGCGACGUUGUGGCUGCCCCAUCGGUCUGUCGCUGAAGGAAGACAGUAAAACCUGCAAAAGCAUACCCGAUAAACUGGUUCUCGUUGCACGCAAAAAGGACAUACGCCUACGUCAACUUAACUCCAAAUCGUCCGCUCCGAAUGAGGUUGAUAUGAUUCUACCUUUAGACUACAUGAAGCAUGCCGUCGCCCUGGAUUGGUGUAGUGAAACGGACUAUAUCUAUUGGACUGAUGUGGAACGUAGCACGAUAAAUAAGGCUCAUCUCAAUGGUAGCUAUCAACAGCGUGUAGUACAUUCAAAUCUCGUCUCGCCAGCUGGUUUGGCUUUGGACUGGAUCACAGAUAAACUUUACUGGACAGAUCCGGCGACGAAUCGCAUUGAAGUGGCAACAACAAAUGGCAAAAAGCGUACUCUACUAAUUUGGGAGAAGCUCGAUAAGCCGCGGGAUAUUGUCGUGAAUCCGAUAGAGGGUUUCAUGUUCUGGUCUGAUUGGGGUGAGCACGCUAUGAUAGAGCGUGCCAAUAUGGACGGUAAGGAGAGAACUAUCAUUGCGGACACGAAUCUCAUAUGGCCCAAUGGACUGGCGAUUGACUACGAUCUACAGCGUUUGUACUUUGUGGAUGGUGGCACCAAGACGCUGGAGAGCAUGGACUUUGACGGUGGCAAGCGAAAAAUUAUAUUGGACAACCUCGGUCAUCCUUUCGGCCUGGACAUCAGCGAAAACCGUGUUUUCUGGACAGAUUGGGAAAAUCGAUCCGCCUUCAGUGCUGACAAGCUCACGGGCCGGAAUAUAACAACAAUUAUAGCAAAUACCAGUGACUUGAUGGAUAUACGUGUGUUUCAUCGUUCACGCACGAGCAUACAGAAUGCAUGCGGCAGCAAUAAUGGCGGUUGCUCGCACCUCUGUCUGCUGAAUCCGACAAGUUUCACUUGCGCGUGUCCCGUAGGGGUGCAGUUGAAGAGCGAUCUGCGUACGUGCGCCGAGGGACCAAGCCGUUUCAUAAUCUUCGCCCAUCGCAUCGACAUACGACAGAUCUCCUUAGACUUUGCACACUUCAUCGAUGUCGUGCUGCCUAUGCCGCCCAUUGGCAAUGCUGUUGCCUUGGAUGUGGAUACAACGACGGGUGUCAUCUACUGGUCGGACUCAAAACAACAUGUCAUCAUGAGCUCCACACCGGAUGGACUGAAUGUGCAUAAAAUUAUUGGCGACAGUUUGGAUAAUCCCGAUGGCUUAAUUGUGGAUUCUGUUGGCAAAACGAUCUAUUGGGCCGACGCUGGUCGUCACACCAUAGAGGUCGCCUCCUUGGAGGGUAAAAAUCGCCAUGUAAUCGCCUACAAAGAAUUGGAAUCACCACGUGGUCUCGCCGUGGACUACGAGGCUGGCCUGCUGUUUUGGACCGAUUGGGGUCACUAUCGUAAAAUCGAACGUUCACAUAUGGAUGGUGAGAGUCGUCAACGAAUUGUCACUUCCAAUCUUGGUUGGCCCAAUGGUCUCUCACUGGACCUGAAGACAAAGCGUAUUUACUGGGUUGAUGCACAAUUGAAGACUAUCGAUUCCUGCGAUUAUACAGGUAAUCAACGGAAAUUGAUUAUGUCAGCAUUGCAUCAUCCCUAUGCCUUGGCCAUGACGGAUGAUUACAUCUAUUGGACCGAUUGGAAAUCGAAGGCUCUACAUAUGACCGAACGUCGUAAUAUAACCGCAAAGCGCGAAAUUAUGACCAACAUUGAUGGACUGAUGGAUAUUAAGGUUAUAAUGGUCAAUGAGACGCUACCAGCGAACGUGUGUGGUGAAAACAAUGGAGGCUGCUCACAUCUGUGUCUACGCAAUCCGAGUGGAUAUUCAUGUAAAUGCCCGAUUGGACUCAAGUUGCUGGAGGGCAGCAAGACACAAUGCCAAACAUUACCAGAUGAGUACCUGCUCAUUGCACAACGCUCUGGCAUUGGUAUGAUCUCACUAAAUAUGCCCGACUACAUGGAUGUCGUACUACCGAUUAACGCUGUGCAUGGUGCCGUCGUGCUCGACUUUCAUUAUCGCAAGAAUUUGCUCUUCUUUGCCGAUGUAAAUUCAGACGUUAUAAGGCGUGUAGAUCUCACGAAUCUCACUAAUAGUAGAACAAUUAUAAAUCGUGAAUUAUUAACUCCCAAUGGGAUUGCAAUCGAUUGGAUCGCCGAUAAUCUAUAUUGGUCCGACACGGACCGGAAAGUGAUUGAAGUGGCACGUUUGGAUGGCAGUUGCCGCAAAGAGCUCAUCUCAGAUGAUUUAGGCGAUCCACGUUCAUUGAUCGUGCAUCCACGUAAGGGGUUGUUGUUCUGGUCUGAUUGGGAUGCACCGGCGCGUAUAGAACGUAGUUUGCUGGAUGGUUCGAAUCGCACAAUAAUUGUGACUGAGAAUUUGGGCUUUCCCACCGGCCUCACCUUGGACUUUGAUAAUCGCCGCUUAUUCUGGGCCGACGCUUUGGAAGAUAAUAUUGCAUCCGUGGACUUUAAUGGCAAACGCAGAACAAAGAUUAUUGAGUUCGCGACACAUCCUUUUGGUCUCACAAUUUUUGAGGGCAACAUUUACUGGACCGAUUGGUACAAUAAAUCUGUCUACCGUUCAUAUCGUAAAGGCCGCGGUUAUGGCAAUCCAAUUGAGAUACGCGAUUCAUUGAGUGGCGCUCUCGAUAUACGUGCGGUCUCAAUUAAACGUCAACCAGAGGAUUGGAAUCAAUGCGUUCAAGAUAAUGGCGGUUGUACGCAUCUUUGUCUUUAUCGUGGCUCCGAUUAUGCGUGUGCUUGUCCCGAUUAUCCAGAUGCACAUGAAUGUAAGACGAUACCUAAAUUUGUAGUGCCACGUCCGAACGGCGGUGACAAUUCGGCUGAUUACACCGAAGAGACGACGGACAGCGAGGGCGACUCAGCAGAACUUGACGACGAUACACUAGAAGCCAGCAACAAUGCUAGUGAGCGUAAGAAAAAUAUAAUCAUUGGUAUUUGUAUUUUAUCGGUAUUCCUGAUCAUAGUCUUAACGGCCAUAGUGGUGAUCAUUUUCAAUUCGAAACGAAAUAAAACGAAAAGGCAUUCGCGUGGUUCCAGCCGUUCUGUCUUGACCUUCUCAAAUCCGAAUUAUAAUGUCGAUGGCACACCGAUGGAACCGAAAACGAAUAUAUGGAAACGUUUCAAAUAUGACAAAUCGCAUGAACGUGUCUACGAAGAGCGCAGCAUGACCACCGAGACUGCAUCGUCAAGCCUCUUCGUACCGACGCCAUCACCCAUGGCAUCGCCUUCCACAAAAUUAACGACACUCUCAACGAUAACGUAAACCGCAAGAAAUCGUGAGAGGAACAAUUUACAACAACAAGUAACAAAACUAUAAGGACCUGGUGCAACAGUGCUAACAAGUCCAAAAACAAAAAACAAACAAAAUAAGAGAAAAGCGAAACGCAAAACAUAAAUAUGCUGAAGCCGAAUUAACUUCAAGUAAUUACGGUAACAGCUUUUCCCAUAAACAAAUACAAAAUACGCUGGGAGAAACAAUUCUAAAUAUAUACAUAUGUAAUAUGUAACGGAAAGUUUGGUUAGAAAAGAAGAAGAAUAAAUGUUAGUGUAGCGAGUAUUGAGAGAGACAUGUCUUAUAAAUUUCAUAUUAACUAUAAUAUAAUUGUUUAAGUGUCAACUAA